This is a messenger RNA of Acanthosepion pharaonis, 2148 nucleotides long. The record is from the annotation of a GenBank genome assembly. Lineage: Eukaryota; Metazoa; Mollusca; Cephalopoda; Sepiida; Sepiidae.
AUGCUUUAUCAAGAAUUAGAACAAGAACCAUUCAAUGCCCAUGAGUUUGUGGAACGUCAUGCAUGGCGUACAAUGGGCACAAGAGCACAAACCAACUGUGAUGAAUUUGACCCAAUGAGUCUGCAUGCAGCUUUUGAACGAAUGAUUAGGGACCUACGUGAGAAGAAUUUGCAGAUGCACAAAAAAAUAGAGAAAUUGGAGAUGAGCUGCAAGGAUGAAGAAAAAAGACACUGGCAACGAGUGACCGAAUUACAAAGGAAAAAUCAGAGCUCUUACUCCAAAUUCAAAGAACUUGAUGAGAGAAUUAACUUUGUAGCCACCAAGGUCGUCCACUUAGGGGACCAGUUGGAAGGGGUCAACACUCCCAGAGCAUGUGCAGUUGAGGCCCAGAGAUUGAUGAACUAUUUUUCUGAAUUCCUUUCUGAUGAACCUCUCAAGUGCACAAUAUUCACUGACUCUUGCCAACUUCAAUUAGCUGCUGACAUAAUCCAAAAGUUGCACCUUAUUGCCCAAGAAUUACCAAGUGGACAGAAAUUUGACACGGCCAGACAAAGAAUUUCAGAUAAAUAUAACCAAGUAGAAAAUGAACUGAUUGAAGAAUUUAAAAAUGCUCACCAAAAAAAUGAGAAAACUAAAAUGAGACGAGUUGCUUCAGUGCUUCAAAACUUCAAAAGUUAUGGUAAAUGCAUUGAUUCUUUUAUUGAAGAGACGCAAAAGGGUUCCUUCACUUCUGAUAACAUUUUCAAUGAAGUCCUACCAUUGUGUGACCGAACCAAUGAACUGAUUAUCAGUGUCUUCACCAACCCUGAGAGUGUAAUGGGAAAACUAGUGCAGAGAAUAUAUCUCGGCCCACUAAAGGACCAUAUUUCAAUGAAACUGGAAGGACAAUCUGACCCCGAGAAGUAUCUUACCAAUCUAUAUGAUUUAUACACAAGAACUGCCAAGUUAUCAAAUGAUCUCUCCAAAUUUAAACUUGGGAAUGACAGUGCCUUCCUCAGUAAACAGACAAAGUGUAUAUUCCAGAGACAUCUCGAUGCAUACAUAAGUCAUGAAAUUAAAUUUCUACAUGACCGCUGUUCACUGAUGUUACAAAGAUACUAUGAUAGCAAGAAUCACCAGAAGAAGCAGAUACAGUCUGGCGGCAUCCAUGAUCUAAAGAGAGAGUUUCAAGUUGUUAUUGCAAAUGUCAACUUCAAUAUAGGGCCUGCCAUUGAAAAUUACGGUGGAGAGAUUUUCCUCUCCCAAGAAGUAGCAAUGAAUAUUUUGCAAGAGACCAAACUAGCAUUUAAACGAUGUAAAGUUAUUUCCAGCCAAUCUGAUUUGCCUUCAAAUGCUGUGAGGAUUCUUGAAACAUUGAUUCAAUAUCUUGUCAUUGAACAUAUUGACUAUGCCGUAGAACUAGGACUGCAAGCCAUUCCUCUGCCUGAUGCUAAGACACCCCCAGAGAUUUAUUUCUUUGAUGUGACUGGCCAGGCCAACACUUUGUUCCAUCUUUUUGAGAAACAGUUCAUGGAUAGUCUGGUACCUUUAGUUUUGUCAUCCCCUAAGCACAGUAGUUGUUUGCAACGGAAACGUGAACUGAGAGAUCAGCUAGAGAGCAAAAUAGACACAGGAUUAGACAGAUCUAUAUCUGCCAUUAUUGGUUCCAUCCGUCAUAUUUUAGCCACUGAACAAAAGAAGUCAGACUUCAAGCUUGAUGCUGAUGCCAACAUGCAACUGCGUUCAGAGGCUUGUGCAAAGACUGUCACUUUUCUGAAGUCCCAGGUUGAUAAUAUCCGACGUAGCCUUGACGGAAAGAAUGUUGAUGUCGUGCUCACUGAACUUGGAACCCGAUUCCAUCGUCUCAUCUUUGAACAUUUCCAACAAUAUCAAUACAAUUCUCUGGGGGCCAUGCUUGUGAUCUGUGAUGUUAAUGAAUACAGAAAAACUGUGAAAGAAUUCCAAAUUCCUCUUAUCAAUCAACUCUUUGACAAGCUCCAUGCUCUUUGCAAUUUAUUGGUGGUUGUCCCUGAAACACUAAAACAAGUUUGCACUGGGGAACCAUUGGCGGGCCUUGACAAAUCAGUGAUCCUGUCCUUUGUACAGUUACGUGUUGACUACCGUUCCUCGAAACUGGCCACAUUGUUCAAGAAUUGCCAUGACUUCUAA